Molecule: messenger RNA, 2062 nt
Organism: Acanthochromis polyacanthus (spiny chromis)
Lineage: Eukaryota; Metazoa; Chordata; Actinopteri; Pomacentridae
Product: leucine-rich repeat-containing protein 38-like
Exons: 2
Coding region: 14-1282 (422 amino acids)
Cellular component (GO): voltage-gated potassium channel complex
Molecular function (GO): potassium channel activator activity; voltage-gated potassium channel activity; transmembrane transporter binding
Source: RefSeq, a predicted model, not a curated record
AUUUGCUUCUGGUAUGUUAGCUUCUGUUUACCUCUGUGUUAAUCCUCUCCCCUUUCACAUCCCCCUCCUACUGACUCUCUUACAUGCUCUCUCUUUUACUCCUCCCCUCUCUCCCCUCAAAGCCAGCAGGCUGCUAUUUGAUCCAGACUGCUUGUUACAUGAUCUCCUGGAAUACAAUGUUCCCUCGCUACUCCAUGGCUUUUCUGUUUGUUCUCGCUUUGCAGUGCAGGGGGCACGGAAGAAUGCCAGCACCGCACUGAGGCUACAACAACAACUGACCUUUCCUUCCCCUUCCCCAUCUGUGAGCUUAACCCAUCUAUCUGUUUGUUUCCCUAUCUUCCCUGUUCAUGCACUGUCAAUACCCCCUCACCCCCUAUCCCUGAUUAUUACUGCAGCCCCCUUGACAAUGUUACCAUGCAUUAACUGGCUGCAGCCUUUCCUUGCCUUGAUCUCCUCCACCUUGCUCACUCGAGGCCACAAUUGUCCAUCCAGCUGUUUGUGUCCAGACCACCACACUGUGGACUGCACCAGCCAAGGUCUAACUAAAGUUCCAGACUCCAUCCCUCUGGAUGUUCGGCGUCUCUUGCUCUCCAACAACUGGAUUCACUGGAUCCCCUCUGACUUUCUAGUCCUUUACAGUGAUCUGGUCUACCUGGACCUGAGGAAUAAUUCCCUGUCCAAGCUGGAGCCAGGGACUCUAAACACGGCCUCAAGAUUGGUGUUUUUGGACUUGGGGAGCAAUAACCUGACAGAAAUCUCUUCUGAGACAUUUGGAGAAUCAAGGAGUCUGAUCAAACUACGACUGGGAAACAACCCUUACCUAAGCAUGGUAGGCAGGGAUGCUUUUACAGGGUUGACUUCUUUGAGGGAGUUGGAGCUGGAGUGGAAUGGUCUCACAGUGCUGGAUGUAAGGGUCCUGGAACCCCUGCCCUCCCUCCGGAUGCUACGUCUGGAGGGCAAUCCCUGGCUGUGCAACUGCCACUUUGCCAAACUGUUCAUAUGGCUGAAAGAGAACCAGCACAAGCUGCCAACAGGAAUGGAAGGGAUAGAGUGCUCUUUGCCUCUGGAUGGACGUCGUGUUCCUCUCAGUUUACUCUCGGAGGACAGUUUCAGGGAGUGCCAUGGUGCCCUCACUCUAACGGACUACCUCAUAGUCAUCUUUUCUGGUAUUUCAGUCUCAGUGGCAGCAAUCAUGGCCAGCUUCUUCCUCGCUUCCACAGUCCACUGCUUCCAGCGCCUGAGUAAAGGCAGUAAAGGAGAUGAGGAGGAGGGGAAUGACUGACAGAGUAGGAAAAGGGAAAAUGGAUUAUGUAAAAUGAAAGUAUUUCAUACAAAACCCUUGCUGAGAGAUCAUGUUGGCAUCUGAGAGGAAGCUCAACAAAUCAUGAAAGCAAUGGGGGAAAAGCCAGUAUGAUGGAAGAUGAUGUUAUACCAAGGAUGCUCAUAAUAUUUCAAAUCAAAGAUCACCUUUGGGCUAUCAUGAGAGCGAUAGAGUGGUUUGAAAAACAACAAACAGGUUUGCAUAACUAUGAUCAAAUGUUGCAGAUGGUGAUGUGUGUCAUAGUGCUGGAUCUAAGGUCGCAAUGAUUUACAAGCACUGAAAGCAACAUAUAAGCUGUGUUUCCAACUAGUGUUAGCUGUUGUGCAAAGGCCUGUCCGGUAGAUGUCUUACAGGAGCUGUGACUUAUGCCAGCAUUAACCAGAUAUGUUAGUCCUUUGAGAUGGUCACUGCAGGGCUCAACACUUUCUAAGGCACUUGUUCUUUGGACAUAUAGACCUUUCCCUUCUCCAGACACAAAUGUUAUUUGUCUGUGUAAAAAUGACAGUAAUUUACAUUUUUUGUUCAUGAAUGUAGAAUGUAGAAUGUAAAUUUUAAAAAAACAUUCAAGCUAUUGCUUUCAUUGAUAAUCAUUUUUUUUCACUUUGCAAAGCCUGUUUCAGUAUCAGAUUAAUUAAAUUAACCACUGAUCUGUAGAACUAAAACAGAGAAGUUGACAUUGAAAAAGAAAAAAAUGGCCUUAAUAAAAUUCCUCUGAAAAAUAAAACACAGAUAUUCAAAUUA